Molecule: messenger RNA, 3581 nt
Organism: Sphaerodactylus townsendi
Lineage: Eukaryota; Metazoa; Chordata; Lepidosauria; Squamata; Sphaerodactylidae
Gene: CNST
Product: consortin, connexin sorting protein
Exons: 12
Coding region: 367-2487 (706 amino acids)
Biological process (GO): positive regulation of Golgi to plasma membrane protein transport
Cellular component (GO): plasma membrane; trans-Golgi network; transport vesicle
Molecular function (GO): connexin binding
Source: RefSeq, a predicted model, not a curated record
GUCAGGCCGGUCCUCUCUAGGCGCUUGUACUCCCUGGUGCUCACCUUUCCCCGCUGCCUCUCUCCCAAGUCCGCAGCUGGGUCACAGGUAGCUCCGGGGAUCGCUUGUCCUCGUUCUUCGCAGAGGCUCGCCGGACCUUGGCGAGGGGCCCGUCCGUUGAGAGAGAAGAGGAGGAAGCAACCGGAGGAAGAGAAGAGGAGAGAAGCAAUUUCUGUACAUUUAUUUCGUGCAGAAUGAGCCCAGGCAACUGCAUGUGAGCUCUUUGGUGCCUGAAAGCCUUCAUCUCCUUGCAUCUGUAACAUGCACGAGAAUCAGGUUAAGAGCUAAGAAAAUGAACUGAGAGUUGUUUCAACAAAGUGGCUAUAAAUGAAUAGGAGUGCUCUAAUGGAUGAUGGGGAACCUCCUCCAAAUGACCUGCAGGUUAAUGUGCAAGACCUGGUUCAUGCCGACACGCAUGUGAAAAACACUUCUUCACCAGAUGAAAAUGAGAACCCACUGAAUGGCAGCAAGCAUGAAGUCCUGAAAAGCAGGGACAAAGUGAUGGGAAUAGUCGAGCAAGACAGCAUCAAUAAUAAUGAAGGAGAGGACAAUGGUGUCUGUGCAUCCCUGCAUUUACAAUCCUUAAGUGAUAACCUGAUCAGGAGUUCCAGUGCAGAUGAAAUGCUCAUUCCAGAAAUAUGCAUCCCUGAAAACAGGAGUUCAAGAAAAACAAAAAGCUGCAUCCAGAAAGUGGCAAAGCAAAAGAAGAUAGAUGUUACAACAACAGGUCGUAUGCAGGAGGAGGAUGGAGAUAAAACAAAUGCAAUUUGUUCCCAAAAGGAUGCAACACAAACUCUGCAGACUCUCAUCUCUCUUCUUCGAGAAACAUUUGAACAGAUGGAUUCAAGAGUGUUGCCCCUGUGUCUCCAUCAGAUUGCUGAAACCUAUUUUCAGGAUGGAGAAUAUGAGAAGGCCAUGAAGUUCAUUCAGCUUGAACAAUUAUACCAUGAACAACUACUUGCAAAUCUUUCCUCCAUUCAGCAGCAGUGGGAAAAAAAAUGGAAAGCAACUGCAUUCGGUGAGGUUCCAGGUCUAAAAAAUUCUGCUGAAGGUCUGAAUAAUGAAGAGUUAGACAAACUUGCUGAACUUUGCACAUCACAUCAAGAGCCAUUUGUCUCUCAAAGCAAGUUAAUAAGUGAAGAAAAGUCCUGGACUCACAAUAGUUUCAUAGGUUUAAUGCGAUCUGAAGAAUCAAAAGACAAAGGUGCUGCAACAUGUGAUUCAGACACUGAAACUUGGGCUGGCAUUGGAGCAAGGCCAGAACAUCAUCACGCCGAGAGAGAGAGGAGAGAGAGCUUUCAGCCUGACAACCGGCAUACACUUAGCAAGAGGGCAAGGCUUCAGCUAGCUGUAAGGAAGGACCACAUGGAGGAGGAGCACUGCAGUGCUGAGUCAAGACUAGAAUCUCCCACCCAAUCCCCAGGGGCACUGGGCAUGCUUCGCUCUGGCUGUUUGUCUUCUAGGAAUGCCAGUGAAGAUAAUAGUUGGCAGAUGAAAGAAGAACAGUUCUCUGAGGAUGUAUCAAAAAUAGAAGCAGCUGCUGAGGAGCCUGCAACAGAGUGCUCUAGUGAACCGAUGGUAGACACAUUAGCUUUGGCAGAUACUGAUUAUAUGCCUUGUGAUCUGAUUUCCACAGGUGACAAUGUUAAUUCUGACAGGAAUGUUCUCCAGUCGAACCACUGUCUUGGUUCCUGUGUGCUUUCCAGUGGGUAUCUGAGAAGCAGCACGUUAAAUCAGCAGCAGCCUGUGCACAAAAAUGAGAGGAAAUCUGUGCCAUGUAGAACUUCGUCAGAUUUUGGUGAAGGUGUGUUCUCUGAAAGUAACAUACCUGAACAGGAGACUGUUGGAUAUGAAAGGAUACAGGAAACAACCGAACUGGAAGAAGAAAGUGAACGCGAAGGACCAGAAGACUUCUUUCAACAUUUCUUAAACAGUUGCACAAAAGACAGAGAAGAAUCGGUCAAAUACUUGGGAACUCUGGGGGAUUCUGAUACUCAUUCACAUAUUCCAAUUGAACAAGCCCUUUAUAGUUCAUUGGAAGGUUAUUCACUGGAGGAAAGCUUUUCUUCACUUGAUGAACUAGCAAAACGGAUUGAAAUUGCAGAGACUGCCCCUGCUGAGGGACUUGUGUCCAUAUUAAAGAAGAGAGAUGACAAUGAAAUCAAAGAUCUUGCUCAAAUCCAGCAGAGACAGUCAAAAAGAAGAGUGCGAUUCCAAGAAAUGGAAGAAACCUUAGAUCAAGAGGAAGUUGGAGGUGGUUCCUGUGUUCUGCUGGUCUUGUUGUGCAUAGCAACUGUAUUCCUUAGUGUAGGAGGAACUGCCCUCUACUGCACAUUUGGCGAUACUGAAUCUCCAGUAUGUACUGAUUUUGCAGCCAACGUGGACUUUUACUGUACCCAAAUAUUGCAGGGUAUAGAAGAACUUAAGCAUUGGAUCUCUCUCUCAUAAUACAAGUCAACAUUCACACCUUUCUGACAGCUAACAGUUGCUGAAGAGGGGAAAAAGAUGUUCCAGCUUCUUAUAACACUACAUCUUCAAACAGCUAAUAAUGCAAAAAGCACCUAUGUUGUAAGUAGGAGCUACUUUCUGGUACUUGGGAUUGUAUAAGUGGAGUGCACAUGAAAGCAUAAAGACUUAUAAACAGAAUGUCCUAAAGUUCAUUUUUAGAAACUGUUUAAACAGCCAGCGUUUCCUCAGUCUUGGGAAAUGAAGAAAGAAAAAUAACUAAUCACCUCCCACACAGUUUCAGAUUCUCACAUGAUCAUAUGCAAUAUAUGUAAGUUUAAUGCAAGACUGUUGGGUUGUUUUUUUCUGCUGUUUGUGCAAAGAUUUUUGUCUCCAAUUCUCUCAUGCAAUAAGGCAAUGCUAUAGGGGCAUGUACCUUAUUUUUUGUUGAAGUCUUCAUGUCUUCCUUGAUUUUUGUCCUAGCGAAUUUUGUAACUUGAUUGGAGUAGUGUCGUGGGAAUCAGAGCCCUCAAUCUAAGUGUUAUAACUGCCUUGCGUUCAUUAUGUAGCAGCUGUAAUGGAUAAUGCAUCUAUCACUUUAUAUAGUGUUGACAAAUUAUGUGGUCUUUUAAGUCAUAGACUCCUUAAAACAUUUUGCAAACUAAGCCUCAUACAGUGACAAAUGAGGGCCACGAUUGGCUGCAGCUCCCAGUGGAACAUGUCCCAAUUGGCAAGCCUCAUUUUCCUCAGUGUAACAAGAGGAAUAAGCAGUGGUCAGUACCAAAACUAUCAUUAGUAUUUCCAAAUUGGAUAGCCUCAAACUGUUUGGGUCACCAGAAGCAAAAAGGAGUAGGAGCUGGGAUAUGUGAUUAUGGGUCAGAUUUCUACUGGUGUAAAUUAUGAUGGGAAAGCUGGGCUGAAAAAUGAAACAUUUAUUAAAGAUAUAACUAGUCAGUUGAAAGCCCAAGAUACAUGGCCCCAAGAGAACCAGCAUGGUGUAGUGGUUAGGAGCAGGUGGACACUAAACUGCAGAACCGGGUUUGAUUCCCCAUUCCUCCAUAUGAACGGUGGACUCUUAUCUGGUGAACUGGAUGUGU